UAUUCUAACAUGUAACACAAAUUAAGAGUAAUUGAUCUUUAACGUUCAUUUAGUUUGACUCAAAAAAAUUAGAUAAAUACAAUGAGACGGAUGAAGUAUUUCUUAGGGCAUGCCCGCUUGGGAGGGAGAAGAGGGGAUGUUAUGAAUGGUAAUUUUUGGAGUGACACGGUCAAUGGAGACCCCAGUCGUCGUCCUCUUCCUCGUGAUUUGGUCGCCGGCGAAGUCCGGCAUACUGAGAUCAGAGCGGACGACCGCGCGGCGAUACCUCUGAACGCGUUCUUCUUCACCAGGGGCGGUGAAUUGGAGCUCAACAUCACCCGCCUCGCCGUCCUCCCGGUGCCGGAUCGCGCCUCCCUAUCGAAGAUUGGCUUCGUCCUCUUGCCCCCCGACUCAUGGAACGACUUGUCCUUCGGAAUCCCUGAACGCAACGCUACUUGUGCCUUGGAAUAUCCUGGCGCCUUCAAGGUGUUAACUCUCGAUCAGAUCCCGAAAUCUGCCCAGUGGAAUCUUCUUCGACCCGCCCCGGCCAAAGACUCCCAAUACACGUUGGUCUUCGCAAACUGCCUGGGAGUGAAAGUCUCCAUGAACCUUCGCUCUGCAAUGUACAACCGGCUUGAAAGCGGCGGCGGGGGAGGGGGGGCUACUGUGAGUUAUCUCAUGGCUGGUCCAAUUCUGCCCCAGGCACUGAACUUAUACUGUGAAGCUCUGCAAAAAUGGCAUAUAGACCGGUCCGGGUCACCCACAAUGUGGCUGGAUGCUUUGUUCUACGCAUCCAGUCUGCUGAGGGCAAUCUCUUUCUACACCGCGGUGCUUGUGAUCGGAUGCACCCAGUGGCAGAUUUUGAGGCCGCGAUUCCGACUUCGGGCAAGGGACAAGGGUGUUUUGGCCAUUUUGGUUUCGCUGCAACUGGUCGCGAAUGCAGCCCGUGUGAUGAGUGACAAGGCGGCUGGGUUGUAUGGCGAAACUUGGUGGCUGCCCGUGUUUGCGUUUGUCAACUGUGUCUCUCUGUGGCUGUUGGUGUUCUCUCUUUGGUCUGCGCUGAGGAACCUGCUGACAGUCCGGACCCAUAAGAGGGCUACGGUUGUGUUGAAGAAGUAUGAGCUCUUCCGUCACUACUUCACUGUGGUGGUGGUAUACAUUCUGUUCGGUCCCAUAUUGGAGUAUUUGCUCCUGGUCUUUGCUGCUGCUUCUUCUAGCGAGUAUUAUUGGCUUAUUUCCGUGGCUUUGGAGUCGGUCACACUUGCAUUUUAUGCCUAUACUGGAUACCUGUUCGCUCCCAGGAAAAACAGUCCUCAUCAUCAUCACAUUCAGUGCUUGCUGAGGGAGGAGGAUGAAGAAGCCGCCGCGGCUAUAAGGUUGGGUGAAGAAGAAGAUGAUUAUGCCACACUAUUCUCUCUGGUGUGAAGCUAGCUUUGGCACUUCUGUUAAUAAUUUAUGACUUAGCUUGUUAGGACGGAGGCUCUGGCUGGCUGGCUCCCGGCCUUAUAACUUACUUUG
Molecule: messenger RNA, 1497 nt
Organism: Cuscuta campestris
Lineage: Eukaryota; Viridiplantae; Streptophyta; Magnoliopsida; Solanales; Convolvulaceae
Source: the annotation of a GenBank genome assembly